Messenger RNA from Kickxella alabastrina, 1047 nucleotides. Its product is annotated as major facilitator superfamily domain-containing protein. The annotation marks the transcript as partial. The transcript is spliced from 2 exons. Gene Ontology annotation, cellular component: fungal-type vacuole membrane. Gene Ontology annotation, molecular function: transmembrane transporter activity. The record is from RefSeq and is a predicted model, not a curated record. NCBI's taxonomy places the organism in Eukaryota, Fungi, Kickxellomycota, Kickxellomycetes, Kickxellales, Kickxellaceae. Gene Ontology annotation, biological process: transmembrane transport.
GCAGACAUUUCUUGGAUUGGUACCACAAUGGUUUUUUGCAUGCUCAGUGUAUCCAUAUUCACUGGACCACUUACAGACAAGCUUGUAUUUCGCUUAAUCUCAUUAGCGGGCUCGUUUAUUUGCAGCGUCGCAUUGAUGCUCGCAUCUUUCACAAGUACGGUAUGGCAGUUUGUGCCCACCCAGGGGGUUAUGUAUGGUAUAGGCGCUGGUUUCAUAUACUCGCCAUCAAUUUCUCUCACGUCCCAAUGGCACAAAAAGAACCGAUCGCUGGCAAUUGGUAUUACCGUUGCAGGAACUGGAGUUGGCGGUAUGAUUGUAUCUGAAAUCGCACAGAGACUGAUGGAGGCGGUUGGAUACAACUGGACUCUCCGAGUGCUUGCCCUAAUGGCCUUUUGUAUGAGUGGAACAGCGGCUAGCUUUUACAAAAGGCGGGUGCCAAUUCCCAGAGAAGGAUACCCGGCUGAUAGUUAUUGGCAUAGCUGGACUGUUUGUCCACGCCGGGAUAUAUAUGAUUUGGUCUUAUCUCCCAACAGCAGCAUUGAUGCUUGGUCAGUCAGAAAAGCGUCAAACAAGUUGGCUAUAUACCUGAGCGCAGGCAGCACUGUAGGUAGAAUAGUAUCAUCAUACGCAUCCAUAGCCUUUGGCUCCAUCAACAGCAUUUUUAUCUCGUACACAUUGUGUAGCGUGCUUAUUCUGGUUGCCAUGUUGGCUAUUAAAAGCAUGGCAGCAUAUAUUGCACUUGCAAUCAUAUAUGGGGCCAUUUCUGUAAGCUACGUCUCCGUAGCCCCGCUCAUGAUAGCAGAGAUGUUUGGGGUGCAGAAGGUUCCCACGGCGAUGGGAAUUAUGAACGCGUGGAACUCUAUUGGUGUUCUCAUUGGAAACCCGUCGCAAGGCGCUAUCUAUCAGCAUCUCGAUCGGCCUAAUAGCUCGUUCGCAGGAAUAACCAUUUGGGGAGCAACCAGCCUUUUCCUUGCUGCGUGUAGCUUUGUGGUUUUGAAGGCUAUUGUUAUCUGCGGUGGUCCACAUCGCAUCUGGUCUAAAUUGUAA